Messenger RNA from Alternaria atra, 3009 nucleotides. RefSeq lists its product as uncharacterized. Lineage: Eukaryota; Fungi; Ascomycota; Dothideomycetes; Pleosporales; Pleosporaceae. The transcript has 3 exons. Gene Ontology annotation, biological process: actin cytoskeleton organization. The coding region runs from base 1 to 3009 and encodes 1002 amino acids. The record is from RefSeq and is a predicted model, not a curated record. Gene Ontology annotation, molecular function: protein binding. Gene Ontology annotation, cellular component: plasma membrane.
AUGGCGCAACGCUCCCACACCGAGGGUUGCCGGCCUGGCGACCAACUCGUCGUAGUGCAUGAGUUUCUAGCCAGGAGUCCCGACGAGCUGAGUCUAAGGAGAGGCGACCGCAUCGAGCUUAUCGAGCGCGACGACGACUUUGGUGAUGGCUGGUUUCUAGGCAAGAACACAGAGACAGGAGAGAAUGGCCUGUUUCCUGAAGUAUACACACGGCCAGCACCAAAACCAACGCCAAUCCCGACUAUGCUCUCGCGCAAUCCCUCACAAAUGUCUGUGCGAUCAGAGAAACUAUCAGGUCCUCCCGGCAUGGCCAUCUCUGAGCUGCCGACCGCACAGCCACCGGCUACCACGAGCGCCCCUCCACCUUUAAAAUCAGCUCCCACGGAGCCCCUGAACAUCGCGUCGGGGCCAGAAGUUGCACGAAGAACGUCAAUACAGAAUGGCCCGAGGAGUAUCAGCAUGACGCUGAAUGGAGAAGCGCCGGCCGAAGACGAGACAAUAGGAAGCCCCGUCAUGCACGAAACGCUGAGCGUCAUUGACGAGCACAUCACGGGCAUGAGCACGCCAAGGCACAGCGCGGUAGGGAAGGAGCUACGGUCCAAUGACUCAGGAAGCGAAUACAGCAGCCACCACCGACUGUCAUACAUCAACGGACAGGAAACGGACGAGGAGGAGCAGAACUGGCACACCGAGGAGGAGGUCAAGACGUGGUCGCCUGCGCGCGUUGCCGAAUACCUCGAAGAUGUGGGUGUAGAGAAGAAGCACUGCGACGUGUUCCGAGAUCAAGACAUUGAUGGCGAGGCGCUGCUGGGCGUAGAUCGCAACUUCAUCUUCAUGCAAGAAUUCGACCUGGGCCCUAUGGGACCACGACUGCGCACGUGGAUGAAGAUUAACGCGUUGCAGUCAGAGGUCAAGAACGCGAAGGAGGCGGAAGCUGCGAGGGCUACAAUGCUCCUGCCGCCUGUGGAGAGCCCCGACGAGUUUCCAGCGGACAUGGGAAGGAGCAGGGCUGCGUCCACUGGGGCGGUCCUUCCUCGAAUACCGACACUUAGGGAAAGCAUAGGAUCCCGCGGCAACACUAGUCGCCAGCAUAUCCCGCGUGCAGCCUCGUCUGCAGGGCGGUCGUCAACCAUCGACGCGACUUCUCCACUCAUCCAGCACACACCCGCCUCACCUACGCUCGGUUCGCCUGUUCGACCCUCCGCUGCUUCCGUCCGGAGCAUGAAUCACAGCAGGCGCCAUUCUUCUAUCGACUACAACCAGGGGCCUCCUACGCCUAGUACACCCAGUCUGAUGAAGCCACCCACAUCUGCAGCCAUGCACGCACACAAGAAGACACCCUCCUUCGAUCGCAACUGGACCAUGGGAUCAACGGCCAAGUCAGCACAGGCACAGGAUCUUAUGAGGCCUGUUUCGUCACAUCACGCGCAUGCUUCCAGUACCAACGGAACUGCAUUUGACUUCCGCGAGGCUGGCUUGAACUCUGGGGAUCUGGAUCGUGGCUACUUCUCUGGCGGCGAGGUUGACAACCGCAAGAACAGGAACGUGCUGCGUAAGAGAGAAAGCACGGGCGGUCACUCGCGCAAUGCAAGUCACACCACCGAAGCUGGUCGUGCCUCGUUCAGUCGUCGGCACAGCAGGAUCGGCAGCGCAGAUUCAGCUCUUCGGCCAGCAAGUCCAAUGUCUGUCGCCGCGCAAAAGUACUACGGUACGAGCAUCAAAAGUGACCGCAGCUCCAGUGCAUUCGACUUUGUACGGCCUCUCAAGCCAGCGAGCGACAUGCAUCCCACAGUGACCAAGCUCGCGUACGACUCGCACAGCAUUGACGCCAUCGCAAAUUCGCCUAAUAUCGCAGGUAGCGAGACCUCAAGCACAGGUCGUGCAUCGCCUUCGCCCGCUGCUGCACCAUCGCAUACACGCUCAUUCUUCAGCAGCAAGAAAUCUUCACAAUCCAGGGGUCUUCGAGCGAUAUCGGACGCAAUCACUGGCGGCGAGAAGGCGAACUUGAGCUCUGCUGAUGUAUCAGCCUCGCAGCACAAAGACUCGCCGAUGCAGUCGCCUUCACGCACAGGUUCUAGCACACCUUCUGGUACCUCGUUGUCGAAGAGUUUCGAACUUGAGAAAGCAGAUGCCAACAGACGGUUCACCGCUGGCUCCACUACCUCCAAGGAAGGAAAGAAGAAGGCCAAGAAGCAUGGCACCAGUGCAUAUCUCAAGGGUCGUCAGCAGAUCACUCCACAACAAGCCAUGGAGAACUGCGACUAUAGCGGUUGGAUGAAAAAGAAGUCUUCGAGUCUCAUGACAACAUGGAAAACACGAUUGUUUGUGUUACGUGGACGUCGCCUUGCGUACUACUAUACCGAGAAUGACACAGAAGAGAAGGGUCUUAUCGACAUAUCAUCGCAUCGUGUGCUACCAGCGAACAACGAGAGAAUGACUGGCCUGCACGCGUCUCUCACAGGUGCGGCCUCGUCACCUACAUCCCCGCACAAUGCCACAAUACAGACAACGGCAUCUGCGGACAGUGCUAAGGGUAUCCUGGGGUUGGAGGAGGACGUCUCGGGCAUGUUCAUCUUCAAGCUCGUACCACCUCGUGCAGGACUACAAAAGGGUGUCCAGUUCACCAAACCUAUCGUGCACUACUUUGCGGUAGACAGUCUAGCUGUCGGCCGACUUUGGAUGGCUGCACUGAUGAAGGCUACAAUUGACCGCGACGAAGCGCUUCCCUUUACAACCACGUACCAGCAAAAGACCAUCUCACUCGAGAAAGCACGCGCCAUGCGUCAACGUCCGCCAAAUCUCAUGGACGAAGACGGAAUGGAAGACGCCGAACGGAAGAGCGAGAUCUCUAAAGAGAGCAUCCAAGAAAGCACUAUCCACGAAGAAGACGAGAAAGGCCUCGCAAUCUCAGGACUCGAUGACGCCAAAGCUCUGCUCGCGUAUGCCGACAGCCCGGGCCCUCACGCGGAACACAAGCCCGACAGUACCGCCACAGCAAUUGCGAUGUGA